AAAUCAUGAGUUAUCUGCCUGUUUUACGCUCGUGACUGGCACUAUGCAAACAGACUGAAUUCCCAGAGAAUAACUGUACCUACAAAGUAAGGGCUUACAGUUUGGUCACCAGUUUGAUGUGUGAUGUACAAUGGUAUAUAUCUUAAGUGUUAACAUGAGGCUAUGAGAUAGGUAUAAUAAUAAUAUUACAUUGUCAUUAAGGCCCUAUUGAGCACCACAAAUACUGCAAAUCCCACAUUAUGAAUGGAUUUCGUUAGAUUUCUUCCUUUUUUCUGUAAGGAGUUUGACUGCAGUCUUGGGAUGUGUGGCUUUGGGCUAAUUGUCCCCCUCAUGAAAUAAGCCUCACCCUGAGGUUAAGCAGCAUGUGACUGGCUCAACACAAAGGAGGUGGUGCCCAGGGAAAAAGCUGAAGAAUUUAAGCCUCAGAGACCAUCACAUGGGCUCUCCCGUUGUGGUUCAUUCCUCAGUGACUGUUUGCCCUCUGCAAAGUAAAACUUUGCUGUAAUGUGGCCACUGAUCAUAGUUAGUUUCAUGCUGUAUUUUGAACCCUGCUAUCAACAGUUCCCCCGGCUGUGUUCCACCCGGGAAGCCUUGCGCGCCAAGGAGUGCUGCCCGCUGUGGGAAGGGGAUGGCUCAGCCUGCGGAGCCAGCUCAGGCCGGGGCUUCUGUCGGGAUGUGGAGGUGUCGGACCAGCCCGACGGGCCGCAGUUCCCCUUCGCUGGCCUGGACGACAGAGAGAAGUGGCCCCUGGUUUUCUACAACCGGACUUGCCAGUGUGCAGGGAACUUCAUGGGUUUCAACUGUGCGGACUGCAAGUUUGGCUACUUUGGAGUGAACUGCAACGAGAAGAGAGAGUCUCUGAGAAGGAACAUAUUCCACUUGUCCCGGGCUGAGAGGAUCAGACUCGUGUCUUACUUGAACUUGGCCAAGCAGACUGUCAGCAGAGAUUACGUUGUAGCCACGGGGACCUACAGGGAGAUGGAGAACGGCUCUAACCCGAUGUUUGCCGAUGUGUCUGUGUAUGAUGUGUUUGUGUGGAUGCAUUACUACGUGUCCCGGAACGCGCUGUUAGGGGGGCCGAGGAAUGUGUGGACUGAUGUGGACUUUGCACACUGGGCGCCUGCGUUUCUCCCGUGGCACCGCGUGUACCUGCUUCACUGGGAGCACGAGAUCAGGAAGCUGACCGGAGACACAAGCUUCACCAUCCCGUAUUGGGACUGGAGGGAUGCCCAGGGCUGUGACGUGUGUACAGAUGAGCUGAUGGGGGACCGGAGCCCCCAGGACCCCAGUCUGCUCAGCCCGGGCUCAGUCUUCUCUUCUUGGAGGGUCCUGUGCUCCCGUGCAGAGGACUACAAUGACAGGGGUGUGUUAUGUGAUGCCAGGGAAGAGGGCCCACUGCGUCGUAACCCUGGCAACCAUAACCGUAACGUGGUCCCACGAUUACCGACCUCAACAGAGGUGGAGUUCACUCUCAGUCUGACCAACUAUGACACUGGAACCAUGGACCGCAGUGCCAACAUGAGCUUCAGGAACACUCUGGAAGGUUUUGGAGAUCCUCAGACUGGGUUAGGAAACAGUUCUCGUAUGGGCAUGCAUGCUGCUCUCCAUGUGUUCAUGAACGGAUCCAUGUCCUCAGUGCAGGGCUCAGCAAAUGACCCCAUAUUCCUCCUCCACCACGCUUUUGUUGACAGCAUUUAUGAGGAGUGGCUCAGGAGGCAUAGGCCAUCUCCAUCACAGUAUCCGGAGUCUAAUGCUCCUAUUGGGCACAACAGUGAAUACCACAUGGUGCCCUUCCUGCCCCUCCACAGGAACAGAGAAUACUUCAUUUCCAGCAAGGACCUUGGAUACGAAUACUCCCACCUGCUAGAUGCCAAUCAGAGGCUAGCAGAGUCCAUACGUCCUUACCUGGAAGAGUUGCAGGCUGUGUGGCCCUGGCUGCUGCUUGCAGGGCUCUGUGGAGGAAUUGUGGUAGUGGCCGUAGCCAUUGCCUCCCUCACUGCAAAACGGCGAUACCGCGGGACGCCUUGGCCGAAUGUGAGCAGGUGGAAAAACUUAUUUGCUCUCCCAGAGAGGCAGCCACUUAUCUGCAGCAGUGACACUGUGGAAACCAGCCAGCGGAACUACCAGACAGCUAUGUGAAGACACCAGGCAGCCCUGUGUAGUGACAUACACAUCUGUAAGCACUGUGAAUUGUACAUUAUACUGAAAUCUAUAAAGUGUGUCAUUGCCAAUGUAUUUAAACUGAGGUAAAAGACUGAGAGUUUCUUAAACAGGUCAUGAGGCGUGUUAAUCUUUGAGCAUGUUCCACCCACAAACUGUAACUUGUCAACUUCAGUGUAAUAUGUCAUUUUAGACAUGGUCUGUGCAACAUUUAUGGUCUAUGUCAUGGGAAUUUACCCUCAAAAUCAGGUUCCACUGUGUGUUGCAUCAGUCAAUACACAGGCACUUAUUAGAAGUAAUGAUAUCCUGCAUCCAUGCAUCCAACUGCUAGAAGGUUGAAGAACACAAACUCUUGAGAUAAAUUCACAGAAGCCUUGGGGGAUUUUCUUUUAUUAUCUACAUGUGGGAGUUGACUGCAUCACAUUUUGAUUAACAUUUAAAUUGACUAAUGUUUGUGGUGUGAGAAAUGCUUUGAUAAUGUCUGCUUAGAUAUCAAGGUCUGAGACAUGUCAACAUCCAAUCAGGAUUCAGCUCAGUAUUCCAACCUUAAAGAGUUAUGUAUUAGUUUAAAAAAAAUGACAUUUUGUAAAAGUCACUGCAGUCCCCAAAGUUGGAUAUGGUUCAAAAUGAACACUUGAAAGGUCACACCUACUUUAAUUCAUGAGAAGUGUUUCACUUCACAGGGUCCCAACGGUUGGAAGAGUUUUGCGUUAAUACCACUCCUACAAAACUUGUAGUUCUCCAGUCUGUAUUAGAGAUAUUAACAGUCGCAUAUGAGUCAUCACACACACAUACACACACUUAUCACUCCAGUUUAAAAGUUCAACACAAAAGUUUAUUUUUGGUAAGACAAAUUGGUUCCCUAGUAAUUUUCCCCUUUCGUCAUGGUCUCAUUCAGCCUAUUCUAUUUCAUACAUUCCAAGCCUUGACACAUGCUGUCUUGUGUAACAUACUUUUUUUUUUUUUUUUAA
Lates calcarifer (barramundi perch) is the source of this 3131-nucleotide messenger RNA. RefSeq names its product tyrosinase. Gene Ontology annotation, biological process: pigmentation; melanin biosynthetic process. The transcript is spliced from 5 exons. NCBI's taxonomy places the organism in Eukaryota, Metazoa, Chordata, Actinopteri, Centropomidae. Gene Ontology annotation, molecular function: tyrosinase activity. The record is from RefSeq and is a predicted model, not a curated record. The coding region runs from base 505 to 2139 and encodes 544 amino acids.